UGCUAGUAACAACCAAGAAAAAUGGAUAAAAGAUGGAGUCUUCAAGGAAUGACUGCUCUUGUAACUGGUGCAGCCAGCGGAAUCGGUUAUGCCAUAGUAGAGGAGUUAGCUGGUUUUGGAGCUAGAAUCCAUAUAUGUGACAUCUCUGAAACUCUCCUUAAUCAAAGUUUGAGUGAAUGGGAAAAGAAAGGGUUUCAAGUGAGUGGCUCAGUCUGUGAUGUAACUUCUCGUCCCGAUAGAGAAAAACUGAUGCAAACCGUUUCCUCGCUGUUUGAUGGCAAACUCAACAUUCUAGUAAACAAUGUUGGUGUACUUCGCGGGAAGCCAACAACGGAAUACGUGGCAGAUGAUUUCUCUUUUCACAUCUCAACAAAUUUGGAAGCUGCUUUCCAUUUUAGCCAGCUUUCACAUCCUCUCUUAAAGGCUUCAGGAUUUGGAAGCAUCGUCUUUAUGUCCUCUGUCACAGGGAUUGUAUCAGUUGAAUGUGGAUCCAUUUAUGGUCUAACAAAAGGAGCUUUGAAUCAGUUAACUAAAAAUUUAGCAUGUGAAUGGGCAAAAGAUGGCAUAAGAGCCAAUGCUGUUGCACCUAAUGUUGUCAAGACUCCUCUGUCUCAAUCUUAUCUUGACGACGUCGGUUUCAAGGAGGCAUUAUUUAGUAGAACUCCACUUGGUCGCGCUGGAGAGCCGAAUGAAGUUGCAUCACUAGUGGUCUUCUUGUGUCUACCUGCAGCUUCUUAUAUUACAGGUCAAACCAUUUGUAUUGAUGGUGGUUUCACUGUUAAUGGCUUCUCCUAUCAGCCACAGGCUUAAGAAUGGCCUGGCCUUGUUGCCGUUUUGUCAAAAUAUCUUAAACUCUUUAAUGACCUUGUAACUUAUGCAAAACUCUGCUCAAUAAGAUUUUGUGCGAAUU
Arabidopsis arenosa is the source of this 910-nucleotide messenger RNA. The record is from the annotation of a GenBank genome assembly. Lineage: Eukaryota; Viridiplantae; Streptophyta; Magnoliopsida; Brassicales; Brassicaceae.